This is a messenger RNA of Bombina bombina (fire-bellied toad), 1004 nucleotides long. It is a transcript of the gene CBY1, whose product is annotated as chibby family member 1, beta catenin antagonist. The record is from RefSeq and is a predicted model, not a curated record. Lineage: Eukaryota; Metazoa; Chordata; Amphibia; Anura; Bombinatoridae. The transcript is spliced from 5 exons. The coding region runs from base 133 to 510 and encodes 125 amino acids.
UUCAGACCGGGAGAUACGGUGGUCAGUGCUCGGUGCACGGUAAAGGGAUUCCGCUGCUCUCACACCCAUGUAAUAAUCUUACUAGGAAGAGACGACAAACCAACCCUGGAGUCCUCCAUCUUCUCGCGCAAGAUGCCGCUGUUUGGGAAUACGUUUAGCCCCAAGAAAACGCCACCAAGAAAAUCUGCGUCGCUCUCCAAUCUGCAUGCACUGGACAGGACAACCAAAGAAACAGAGCUGGGCCUGGAUUAUGGGUCACCAAAUAUCACCAUCGCUGGCCAGAGCAUGAAGUUUGAGAAUGGGCAGUGGAUAACAGAAUCAGGCGGUACCGGAUCACACAAGGAGAUCCAGCGUCUGCGGAAGCGAAACCAACAACUGGAAGAAGAGAACAACUUGCUGCGCCUGAAAGCUGACAUCUUACUGGAUAUGCUCUCGGAGACCACAGCUGAGUCGCACCUGAAGGACAAAGAGCUGGAAGAGAUGAGGAAUCUGAGCGCAAGGAGAAAAUGAACGUUGCACAAAGAGUGUGGACAAUACUGGCACCAUCUGAUGGUGUUGUCUGGCAGAUGUGAGGCUUCCUCAUCUGCCAUUACCAAACUAUACAUUAAACCACUAGCGUGCAGGACACAUUGCACCUCCUGAGGAAGACAUGGUCGGUGAGCCACUUAGGAACGGCAUACACAAAUAGCAACCAAUCACUGUCGUCGUUAUGAUCUAGCGCUGCAAUGUCUGCAGUGCAACGUUAUCGUUACCCUUUGUGGGUUUACUGAUGCGGAAAUGACACACUCAUUAGUGCAUUUAAUGUUUGCAGACAUGUAAUGUCUCUUUAUAGAUUAAUUUCACAGGCGUCAUCCAAUCGCAUUGCACAGAUUAUACUGAUAAUUUUAUAUAUCGUUAGUUUUUUUUAUAUUAACUAUUUUUAGAUGGUUGGUAAAUAUUUGUGUGUUUUUUUUUUAGAAAUGUUAUAUUUUUAAAUUGUAUUAAAAUAUUUGCAAAAAACUUUA